AUGGCAUCUUCAUCAUUCAACAACACCACAUCCGGCGAGCCCAACAAGACCACCGGUCAAUUCCACUCUACCAAGGGCAACAUCGUCGAAGCCAUUGGCAACGUAACCGGUGCCACCUCAUGGAAACAGUCCGGAAAAGAGGAGCACGCUGCUGGCGAGGCCGAGUACAAGGCCGCCCAGGCUAAAGGUUACGCUGAGGGCACCGCUGACCGAAUCACCGGAAAGAAGGACUCUGUGGUCGGUGCCAUCACCGGCGACAAGUCUCAGCAGGCUGCAGGAAAUGCCCGUCACGACAAGGGCGAGGCCCAACAAGACAUCAACAAGAAUGCUUAA
This is a messenger RNA of Psilocybe cubensis, 333 nucleotides long. RefSeq lists its product as uncharacterized. The record is from RefSeq and is a predicted model, not a curated record. NCBI's taxonomy places the organism in Eukaryota, Fungi, Basidiomycota, Agaricomycetes, Agaricales, Agrocybaceae. The coding region runs from base 1 to 333 and encodes 110 amino acids. The transcript is spliced from 3 exons.